Messenger RNA from Symbiodinium pilosum, 355 nucleotides. Lineage: Eukaryota; Dinophyceae; Suessiales; Symbiodiniaceae. The record is from the annotation of a GenBank genome assembly.
AUGGAUCAUGCCACUCAAGAGGAUGUGAACGAGGAAAGCCGAAAGGCCAAAACUGGCCAUACCGUGGUUCUGCAAAAACUGGGCGAAGAGCUGGAGGUUGCGGAGGAUGAGAUUCAACGCCUGCGAGUGGUCUCCGCAGAGCUUUCGGCAGAGCAGCGACGUGAGCUUUGGCCGCAAGCUCUUCAGCAGCUCUGCGACAAGUCAGGCGCGUCGAAGUUCAAGGAGAAGGUGCGGCAACUGCUGAAGGGCCCUCCGCCGGGCAAUGUCCGCAUCACUGUGGGCCCCGUGAUUGGGAAAGUCACAGAGUCAUCGGCUCGCAUUCUUGUCGAGGCGAGUCACGACGUCGAAAGGUUCA